GGAGUUUGAGUGCAUGAUGACCGAAUGUGCAUGGGGUUUGAAGCUAUGGAUACGGACCCCUUACCCAGCAGUGUAUAUAUGGGCCCAGCUGUCCCAGAUACAGAUAUUAACUUCUGCGGUCCAAUGUGCCACCUACACUAAUUGUAAUAGUUCCACAACCACUUUGACCCAACUGGCUGACUGUAAUGAAGACCUUUAUUGGAUUUCUCAUCACACUGACUGUGGCCUACUCCACAAGCAGGAACACAUGUGAAAUAUACCCUGACCCUGAAUUAGGUGGUAGCCGUGUUGACUGCCGCAGUCUCAACUUGCCCAAGGUUCCUGGUGAUCUGCCCUCCAACACCGUCAGCCUGGACCUCAGUGACAACCAUAUACCAGUUCUGAGGAGCCAGGCAUUUAUUCACAUCCCACAGUUGUUGAAUUUGAAAAUUGUGGGUAGUCGAGUUUCACGGUUGGAACCACACGCAUUUGAAACUUUGAUAAACCUUCGUCGUUUAAACCUAAAUUACAACCACCUCCAACUGGACAAUGGGACCUAUCCCCAAGACAUAUUCCGUCCUCUGGAACGUCUUACAGGUUUGAGUAUCGGCUACAACAACUGUCAGUUGAAAGGUAAUACACCUCAUUGGAUAUUUAAGUGGCUGAUAAAUUUAGAAACACUAACAAUUGACACAUUUGAAGAUGACAUAUUUGGAAGUGGAUUUGGGUAUUUAAAAAUAUUGACAACAUUGAAUAUUGGCACUGGAGAUAACGAUGAAUGUAGGUAUUGUGCCAUAGAUGCUAUACAUAACCACACCUUUUCAGCUUUUGAAAAUUCAACUCUCCAAGUCUUGAUUGCAUCAGAUUGUCAUAUUCAUCAUGUGGAGGCGGGAGCUUUCAUUCCUUUGAAAUCUAUUUCUAAGCUAGUUUUUGAAAGCGUGAAGUAUCUACCAUCUUGUAAAGCACUACGUGCAUUCUAUGGUCUUAAUGGUAAACAUGUAUGUCACGUUUUACUGUCGUCAUCAUACAGCUCUGUAACAUCACUAUCAGACCUAAAAGGUCAACUUAUCUCUAACGGAAUUCUCAAUAAACUAACGGAUAUUUGUAUCGAGCAUAUCGAUCUCAGCUCAAACACGAUUAUAUACAUAGAUAAUAGUUUCCUGAAAGUAUUUUCAAAAUGUUUGAAGUAUCUAGACAUUUCUAAAUACAGUCUGCUUGGAAAUCAAUUGAUAUUCUUUGAAAUGAAAAUGUGUAAACAAUUACAAUACAUCGAUGUAUCACAGCAGCAGAAAUACAACAAACAUGAUACAGAGACAUUGGAGAACUUAUUGCUCAUCGCAAACACCCAUUCUGAAAAAUACCAUAGAAAAGAUGUUUCGAACUUAAGUUGGAAUCAAAUGGUUCCUUCAAACGAUUACACCUUUUAGAGAUAGUAGGAAAUCACAUGCAGUGGAUGGACAUGCAAUAUCUACGGACAUUGAAAUUUCUGAUUAUCUCAAGAAACAGUCUGGUGUCUUUACCGUUUACGCAUAAUGACAUGCCUGACCUUAGGGUUCUGGACCUAUCUCUAAACGCUAUAACCUAUUUUGACGAUGAUACGAUGGAGCUGUUGGAGACUCUAGGAGAGAGGAACAAGCUGAUACUGAAGCUGGAUGGUAACCCUAUCUCCUGCUCCUGUCAGUCACUCAUGUUUAUUCAGUGGAUCUUUACAUCAUCAGUUACUUUCGACAGGAACGGGAGCUACUCAUGUGUGACUGAGUACGGUGUCCUUGCAACAACCGACACAGUUUACCAAAAGUUUAACUAUCACUGGACGUCGUGUCAAGGUUGGUUCUGGCUGCCAGUGUCCAUCAUUCUGAUGUGUUUUACAGCUCUUCUUCUUGUGUCUGCAAUACUGGUUUCAUGGAACGGGACAAAGAUCGGAAAUCGUAUUCUGGUCCUCAUGGGUAAAGGGGUCCAGAGAGUGUUGAGGCAGGACUUUAGCAAGGAUGCUUAUAUAGCUCAUUUAGAGCAGGACAUUGAGUUUGUUAUGCAAGAACUACGCACCGUACUGGAGGAGAGACAUGAACUGAGACUAAUCCUCCCAGACAGAGACUUCCUUCCAGGUUCCUUCGUGGCUGACAAUGUUGUAGAAAGCAUUAACAAAAGCUGGAAGACAGUAUUGGUUGUGUCAGAUGAUUUUCUAGGUGAUCCCUGGUCCUACUUUAUCAUGAAGUCAACAACGUACUACAUCUCUAAUAUGAACCCUAACAGAGUGAUCCUACUGCUGGUGGGUGACGUGAACCACGGCCGACUGCCAGAGCUGCUCCUGAACGUGACAGCGGAGGAGGACAUCAUUGAGAUGGAAGAACUCCCUGACCCCAACAGUGCCGUGUGGCUACGUAUCAGGGACAGGAUCCUUGCGAAAGCAUUCUGACAUACAAGAGUAUAACGCCUUGUGUGUGAAUUUGGCUUCAAUCUCAAGAUACCUUUGAGUAAAUGAUGUUUCAACCGUGUCCAAACCCUUCUGCCUUCUGCGUUGAAUGAAGGAAACAAAUUCAGUGUCAAUCCUGUCUUCAUUGACAUCAUAGUUUCUAAUAGACACUUAAAGGUAAAUGUGAGAUUUACCGGUUGUGAGAAUGUUCGGUGUUUAUGUUCCUAAAAGGAAUGUAACUGCUCAAGUCAGUAUUCAUCUAUACGUGUAGUAAAGUUCUUGAUCGUAUUAGAAUAUAUGUCCAUAUCAGUAUAUAUGUCCAUAUCAGUAUGUAUCUAUACCUAUAAUAUUCGCGUCACACAGAUAUAAAGAGGUUAUACUUUUUCCUAUAUUAUCAGAUAUUACUGUCAAAAUUACACAAUUUGAAAUUCAAGAGCAUUGUUAAACAUUAAACUACCAAGUAAGAAAGCGUGCGUUGUCUUACAGUGUCUUAAGGGUGGGUUUU
Molecule: messenger RNA, 2897 nt
Organism: Haliotis rufescens (red abalone)
Lineage: Eukaryota; Metazoa; Mollusca; Gastropoda; Lepetellida; Haliotidae
Product: toll-like receptor 4
Exons: 2
Coding region: 186-1406 (406 amino acids)
Biological process (GO): toll-like receptor signaling pathway; immune response
Cellular component (GO): membrane; extracellular matrix
Molecular function (GO): protein binding; transmembrane signaling receptor activity
Source: RefSeq, a predicted model, not a curated record